Quercus robur (English oak) is the source of this 531-nucleotide messenger RNA. Its product is annotated as beta-amyrin 28-monooxygenase-like. Gene Ontology annotation, molecular function: iron ion binding; oxidoreductase activity, acting on paired donors, with incorporation or reduction of molecular oxygen; monooxygenase activity. The transcript has 2 exons. The record is from RefSeq and is a predicted model, not a curated record. Bases 1 to 531 code for a protein of 176 amino acids. NCBI's taxonomy places the organism in Eukaryota, Viridiplantae, Streptophyta, Magnoliopsida, Fagales, Fagaceae. Gene Ontology annotation, biological process: sterol metabolic process.
AUGGCUGGAACCCCAGAGACGUUCAUUAAGGAAAGAAUGAGCAAAUACUCGCGAUAUCUCUUCAAAACCUCAAUGUUUGGAGAGAACAUGGCUGUGUUUUGUGGAGCUUCCGGAAACAAGUUUCUGUUCACCAACGAGAAAAAAUAUGUCAUCUCUUGGUGGCCACGUUCCGUGGAAAAAGUUAUGUUUUCUCCUGAAACUCUUGAAAACUUUGUCCCAGAAGAUUAUAUUACAAUACGGAGAGCCAUAGUUGAAUUUCUCAAGCUAGAAGCUCUUCAACAUUUCAUACCUAUCAUGGACUCCAUGGCAAAGGAACACUUGGAGACAAAUUGGUUGUUUAUGAGUAUCACAGAUCGCAACUAUGUGGCAAUAUUGGCUGAUCCCUUUGCGCAGAUCAAAGAUGCAGGUUUAAUGUCUCUGCCUAUAAAUAUCCCUGGCACAUCCUUUAACCGUGCAUUUAAAGCAGGCAAAGUUAUUCACCAGAAGCUUUUAGAAGUUAUCCAACAGAGGAAGAAGGAGAACAGAGAAUAA